ACUGUUGUAGGACGUUCAAAAGCCUGAGAGCGAGUGACGUAAGUUGAAUUGUCGGUGUUGACUGGCUGAGGCUAGCAGUUAGCGCGCAUACAGCAUACUGUAGAGCUGCUGCUAACAACUGAGCGCAUCUACGCUGACUAUAGCAGCUUUCGGAGUCUCGGCUCUCAGCUCGUUUUAUCUUUCUCGCUCGAAGCGCAUGUAGCACGUCUUCUCUCCCACUGCUUUUAUAUGUUGUAACUCUCGGAUUCGUUUGUUUUGUACGCUAUACAGCGCUUGAACUCCCUGUCUGAUAGCUGCUGUCUUAUAAACUCGUAUAAUAAGCAUAUAUAUACUGCGUCCACAUAUAAGUUGUUGUGAGUAUAUGCCUACUCACUUGUAUUGCCCUCCGCGCAAAAAAUUGUGCGAGAGAAGGCGAACAGGGGCCUGCUGCGACACUGGUCGUCUUUAAUACAUGCAGCAGUGCACAUAUAUUCUUGUUUGCUAUCGUCGUCGACUUUUUCACACGCUACACCAACUCUGCUGCACUCGGACUGCAGUGCAGACAGUAUUUUUUUCAACAUUGCAUGCAUUGCACGCAGCGGAGAGUUGCUCGGCAGAAGCUCUUUAUAUGCGUCGCAGCAGUGAAUUAUGUGGGUGAAGCCGGAAGAAGUUUUGCUAGCCAAUGCAUUUUGGAUAACUGAAGAAUCAACAAAGUUUUUUGUACGCCAGCGUCGAAAGGGUCAUGGAAAAUCCAAAGGUAUCUCAUCCAUUAUUGUUGGAACCCUCGACAGUGUAUUUGAUACAAAACCUCCUCCUUUUAGAAUAUUACAUCAAACUGCCAAUUCAGAAGUUUUUUGGGUUGUGGCAUGUUCCUUGACACAUUCUGAAAUAAUGAAGGAUUGGGAAUGGCUUCACAAAAAUUUGGUAAACACAUUGUUAUCUUUUGAUACAGAAGAAGAAGUCACAGAUUUUGUAUGCUGUAAAAUACAGUCUAUUAUAGCAAACAAUGCAUCAGAAUGUAAAUUAACAGAUGAUGAAGAUUCACAGUCUUUUAAAAGAGUUUCAUAUAAAUUCCGUCAACUUUUUCAUCUACCUCAAGAUGAUAAACUUGUAAAUUAUUAUUCAUGCAGUUAUUGGAAAACUCGAUUACCAAGGCAAGGCUGGCUAUAUUUAUCUGUGAAUCACAUGUGCUUCUAUUCUUAUAUUUUGUCUAAAGAAACAAAAUUAAUAAUAAGAUGGGCAGAUAUCAUUGAAUUAGAUAAAACUAAUUCACUUGUAUUUCCUGACAGUAUUCAUGUAGUAACUCGUGAUAGUAAAGAACACUAUUUUUCAAUGUUCCUUCACAAAUCAGAAACAUAUUCACUAAUGGAACAAUUAACCAAUUUUGCUAUGAAACGGUUAAUUGAUGAAAAAAGUGGUUUUAAUGAAGAUAGGGAUCUUCUGAACAAAUUGAGUAAAAAUGUGCCUAAAAAGCCGUCGUUCUUGAAACGAGAUCUAGAUGCUCGUGCACAGUCUGAAGCUUAUCGAAUGCAAUUCAGAUUACCAGGUAGCGAAAAAUUAGAUGGUUGUGUGGACGCAACUCUAUGGACACCAUAUGAUAAGCGUCACAAUUGGGGGAAAAUUUAUUUGUCGCACAAUUAUUUAUGCUUUGAAAGCAGAGUUAAACAUUUAGUAAACUUAGUAGUACCUCUGAGAGAAGUCAGACAAGUUGAAGCAGCUGAAAAUCAAGCUUCAAAUGCUUCAUUAGAAAAAUCUAUUUUAAUAACAACAGCCAGAGCAUCAUUCCUUUUUGCUCAGAUACAUGACAGGGACUUUGUGGUUCAAAAAAUUUCGGAAUUACUUGCCAAAACAAAAAUUUCCAUAGUCUCAGCAGAUGGAAUUUGUGAUAGAAGUAACAAGACGAAAUCCGUUGAGAGUUGGUCCCCUCAACCUCCACUCAUGAAAUUAUUUAAGGCACCACUUAGUUCUGAAGCCACUGUUAAACAAGAAGCCAAAGAAAAACAAUGGGAACUACAUUUUUCCGAAUAUGGAAGAGGGAUGACAAUUUACAGAACAGUGGAAACUGCCAAACUUGUAAUAGCUGGAAUACCUCAAAAUUUGAGAGGUGAAGUAUGGCUUACGUUUUCCGGAGCCCAAAACGAAAUGGCCAUGAAUCCAGGACUAUAUAAGUCGCUUGUUAAUCAAUCUCUUGGUAAAAGCUGUCAAGCAAAUGAUGAGAUCGAACGUGAUUUACACAGAUCUUUACCAGAACAUCCAGCAUUCCAAUCCGAUACAGGAAUUAAUGCUUUACGAAGGGUUUUGUCAGCUUAUGCCUACAGAAAUCCUCAAAUAGGGUAUUGUCAGGCAAUGAACAUAGUUGCAUCAGUGCUAUUGAUCUACUGUUCUGAAGAAUCAGCUUUUUGGCAGCUUUGCAAUGUUUGUGAAUCUUUGUUACCUGACUACUAUGAUCGACGAGUAGUCGGUGCUUUAGUAGAUCAAGGACUUCUUGAAGAACUAGCUGCCGAACACUUACCAGCUUUAUACAUAAAAUUACAAGAGCUCGGACUUAUUAGAGUCAUUUCGCUAUCCUGGUUUUUAACGAUAUUUUUAAGUGUUAUGCCAACAAGUAGCGCAGUUAAUAUCAUGGAUUGCUUUUUUUAUGACGGUGCCAAAGUAAUUUUUCAAGUAGCAUUGACUGUGCUCGAAUGGAACCAAGAAAAGUUAUUAAAAUGCAAUGAUGACGGUGAAGCUAUGCAAUUACUUACUGAUUAUCUUGGUGGUGUUUACAACGACGAAGGUCCAGUAUUGCCACGACCUGUUGACACGGUCCCUCCAAAUAGAAGUAUCUCAAUUCAAACGUUGAUUUAUGAAUCAUACUCCAGGUACGGUUCUCUAAAAGUGGAUGAAAUCGAACGAUUACGAUUAAAACAUAGACUAAGAGUAGUUCAGAGUUUGGAGGAGGGCAUUGAAAAAAACGUUAUUCGGAGUAUUGUUAACGAAAAAUGGAUGACCGCAGAAGAAUUAAGGGAGUUGGUAAACCUGGUCAGAGAAGAAUUGAUAACCCAUCGCCGAACAGAUGAAGAACGAUAUGACCCUACGCAACCACCAUAUGAAGUUUAUAAAAUCGAUUACGAUUUAUUUAGAAUUUUAUUCGGAGUCUUAUCGCCUUGGGGAAAGUGUUCACAAGCUGAGUCUUUAUCAGCAAGACUCUUUCGUUUAAUGGAUCGAAACCAUGAUAACCUUUUGAACUUUAAAGAAGUAGUUCAAGCGAUUGCAAUGACUGCAACUGUGGAUUCGUCACAACGUUUAAAGUUAUUGUACACUUUGCAUUUACCACCCCUUCUUACUCCCGUAGAUUUUGAAUCACCUACGCAAUCAGCGACGGAAGCAACCGACUUUUUCGACAGUAUUGAGAAAAGCAUAUCUACGUUGAAUGUAGACGUGACUUUUUCAGAUGAAGGACCAAGUGCUUUAACCCGAUCGAUUAGCAUAAAUAGUCAUCGAAUCGAAGAGUCUUGGGAACAACAAAGUAUGGGCAGUUUGAGAUCGAUGAUUGCGUCCAGGGAUAGUCCACUUGAUUUGAAAAUCGUGCCAAAAAUGUCACAGCUUCAUUUCAUAGCUUUAUGGAAAACUUUAUAUGAUAUGUUUCCAAAUCAACCAGAUGACCCCGAUACGUACAACUGUAUCGCGGAAAUCGGCACUUUAUUACUUCAACUAGGAGAUGUUGGCAAGAAAUUUUAUGUUGAAAGAGAAGAAUCUGUAGACAGUUUAGCAAGUUCUGCUUCAGUCAAACAAUCAGGUGUAAUGACACCUGAUCGAAAUGGAAAUCCGUCGAGUUCAUCAACAGCUGAUCCAAAUUGGUCAAUUACAGUUGAACAAUUUUUGGCUUCAGCUCUGAAUGGGCAACCUAUUGUUGAUUUUUUUAGCAAACGAGCAAACAUAAUCGAAUCAAUAGCUUUUUUGAAAAAACGUAGAUUUGAUCGAGCUCAUUCUAUCUCUGAUACUCAAGUUAUAAAUGUGUGAUACUCUAAAUGUAAUCAUGAAGAUAUUUUUUCAACGAAAAUUUGACGAGAAUUCAAAAAAUAUACACAUAAUCAUGCGGAUAUGUACAUUGUUAUACAAUGAUAUUUUUUGCGGGCAGAAUAUAGAAAUGAAGAUGCAAUCAAUUUUUUUGGAAAUCUAGAUUAAAGUACUUAGCUAUACAUUUGCAAUUAUGCGCAUUAAUGAUUGCACUCGAAAGUGAGUCUAGAGAUUAUAUCUCUGAAAUUGCUUCCAUUUUUAAUGUUAUUGGAGAGAUUAAAUCAUAAGUAUUUUUUUAAAUCAAAACUUUGAUAGAUGAAAAAAGUAGUCUUUAAAGUAUCAAAUCUAAUAUGCAAGAAAUUUAAAAUUAUUUAAUUACUUGUUAUGCAAUAAAUUUUACAAUUAUACAAAUUUAUAAUGAAAUUGACUAGUUUUUUAAGGUAAUAGAAAAUUGAAGUAUAAUUUUGAUAAAGUUCUUGAACUACCAGAAAUAUUAUGUUAUAUAUAUUUUCAAAUUAUUCCUUGUUAUACAAUUAUUUCAGAUUUUAUUCACAAUUACGAAUUGUAUUGUAGCCUUUAGUUAUUUUUUCAUAUUUAUAAUUUUUGUCUAUCACGAAAAAUAAUCUUUGAUAC
Molecule: messenger RNA, 4611 nt
Organism: Trichogramma pretiosum
Lineage: Eukaryota; Metazoa; Arthropoda; Insecta; Hymenoptera; Trichogrammatidae
Gene: Tbc1d8-9
Product: TBC1 domain family member 9
Exons: 17
Coding region: 628-3981 (1117 amino acids)
Molecular function (GO): calcium ion binding
Source: RefSeq, a predicted model, not a curated record